AUGGAGUUGCUGCAGCAGCGGAGUAGCGGCCACGCGUCGCGCUCUACAACAUCCUUCCUCAUCGACGACAUCCUCCUGCACAGACCCAAGGCAUCACGUGACGUGAUCGCGGUGACGUCAUCGAUGGUGCGGGCGACGUUCAGCGAGUCGUACGCUGUGGCGGCCGCAGCUGCUGCUGCAGGCGUCAUGCAUAGUCCUGCAUCUGCCGCAGCUGUGGCCGCAGCUGCAGCAUACCUGCACCCACAUCACUACCUGCACAAGCCCGAGGCACACUUCAUGUUCCCUGCACCUGGACUAGGUUUUGGCGGGCUGUUCAGCGGCGGAGUGGCGGAAGGAUCUCUGAAGGCGUGUCGGCGGCGCAAGGCGCGCACGGUGUUCAGCGACCAGCAGCUCACGGGCCUCGAGAAGCGCUUCGCCGCCCAGCGCUACCUCAGCACUCCUGAACGCGUCGAGCUCGCCAACGCCCUGCACCUCUCAGAGACGCAGGUAAAAACUUGGUUCCAGAACCGGCGUAUGAAGCACAAGAAACAACUGCGCAAGAGCAGCGAUGUGGACCGAACAUCAUCCAUGGAUACCUCCACAUCCCCACCAUCAUCCACCACACCUCACCACACUUCACCACCACCAUCAUCACAUGGCGAUGAUGAAAUCCCACAUGCACACCACAUUCCCCACCAUCUCCCCCCCUCUGUCUUGCACACAUCAUCUAAUUUUCGGCCCCCCUCCCCCUUACAAAAAGUGCUCAUCAACCCCCAUCAGAUGCACCCCCCGGGGGACCAGGACACACCAGACCCCCAGAGGGGACAGUUAAUGAGCAUCUCACCCCCAUUGCGAGGGACCAGCUCACCCCCGUACCCCACACUUCGACUAGAACGCUCACCCACUCCUGAAGGCAAGUCUUGGAAAUCCUAA
This is a messenger RNA of Hyalella azteca, 912 nucleotides long. Its product is annotated as brain-specific homeobox protein homolog. Gene Ontology annotation, molecular function: DNA binding; DNA-binding transcription factor activity, RNA polymerase II-specific. Bases 1 to 912 code for a protein of 303 amino acids. The transcript has 4 exons. Lineage: Eukaryota; Metazoa; Arthropoda; Malacostraca; Amphipoda; Hyalellidae. The record is from RefSeq and is a predicted model, not a curated record. Gene Ontology annotation, biological process: regulation of DNA-templated transcription.